Messenger RNA from Colletotrichum karsti, 402 nucleotides. Its product is annotated as ribosomal protein l34. Gene Ontology annotation, cellular component: ribosome. Gene Ontology annotation, biological process: translation. The record is from RefSeq and is a predicted model, not a curated record. Lineage: Eukaryota; Fungi; Ascomycota; Sordariomycetes; Glomerellales; Glomerellaceae. Bases 1 to 402 code for a protein of 133 amino acids. Gene Ontology annotation, molecular function: structural constituent of ribosome. The transcript is spliced from 2 exons.
AUGAUGCGCCAAUCGUUAACAAGCCUGGCGAGGGGCUUUCUCUCCCGCCCGACUGCUCAGUCCGCUUCUGUCGGCCAGAUUAUCUCCCAAAGAACGUUCUCCUCUCUGCCCUCCCUCCGUCCUUCGAUCACUCCCCUCACGUCCGCCUUCCGCCGUCCGACGGCCACGCCAUUCACUCCUUCAACAGCCAAUGCCGCCGAUGUCGUCCCCUCGAGCGCCGUGACCGAACACCCCGCGAUGGCCGCUAUGCAGCUCUGCUUCGGUCCCCGCAACACCAUGAACCGAAACACUCGAUUGGUUCAGAAGCGAAGACUCGGUUUCCUCUCCCGUAUGAAGACCAAGGACGGCCGCAAGAUCAUUGCGCGGAGGAAAGCGAAGGGACGUAGGAGGCUGGGUCAUUAA